This is a messenger RNA of Cercocebus atys (sooty mangabey), 5880 nucleotides long. RefSeq names its product RNA binding motif protein 47 (gene RBM47). Bases 1474 to 3255 code for a protein of 593 amino acids. The record is from RefSeq and is a predicted model, not a curated record. The transcript is spliced from 6 exons. Gene Ontology annotation, molecular function: mRNA binding. Gene Ontology annotation, cellular component: nucleus. Lineage: Eukaryota; Metazoa; Chordata; Mammalia; Primates; Cercopithecidae.
UGACAUUUUUAAACUGUGAAGAACUUCUCUGUGCCAUUUUCUAGGCUCCUGGAGCUGGAGAGCUGUCAGUUCUUGGAAAUAACUUCUGUGGUUCUAGACAUUUGUACUUUAUAGAUGAGGAGACGGGCUCAGGGAGGUUAAGUUACUCCCUCAAGGUCACACAGCUGGAGUGUAGAAAACACAUGAUCUCAAUUCUAGGUUCAAUUUUGUUUUGCUUUGUUUUGUUUCCACCCCAGCAGACAUUUUAAAGGUAGGAAAUGCAAAAUUCUGAGCACUCUCUGGGGGAUUGGAGGAGUGGGUGGGGACAGAGAAUGGGUUAUCUUAUUUGCCUAUCCUGUCUGUGGGUGUGAUUCUGCAACCAAAGCCAAUUCUGGCUUCUUCUCUAGACGGUCUUGGUCUCCUUUUAUCAAGUGGGCUUGACUGUAGCUAAGUAAUUCUACUUUCUCAUGUGUUAGACUGUCCCACUCAGUCCUCCAACAGCAGGUGAGUGCGUGCUGCUCGCAUGGGCCCAAGACUCUAGCAAUCUCCCUAGGUAGUUUCUGUAAAACCAGGCAGACAGAUGAUCCCUGGGCAGCCUCUCUUUAUCUCAUUAACCCUGGUGGUACCAGGAGGCACCUGACAUUCUAAUAGUUUGGUGCCAGCAAGUUUCUGUUAUCCUCCAGUUGUAAUUGUUAACUUGAAUGGAAUGCAAAACUUCUGGUUUGGAGCAGAGUUGGGUCUUAACUGUGAAUAACUUGAAGGAUAUGGAAAAUGGGAAGUAUCUUUGGUUAUUGUGGAGGAUGGUUUAUGAGCACUUUUUUGAGUUGCAUUUUCUCGGAUAAAUAGGAAUAUGUGGUCAAUGUGGAGAUGCUACUGCGUCUACGUAUUCGCCAGUGAACUCCACCUUUUAUUAACUCUUGCCUUUGGCAGUUUUUUAGCUCGGCAAGCCAAGACUUGUUUGGGGAUUAGAACAAUGAGCUUAUCAUAAUGCCACCUUAAAAAAAAUUGCUGUAACACUUCCAGUGUCAAGGUUUAUUUCUAUGAGCCCUUCCUGCAACUCCGCCCCCACCACCUGAAAGUUUGACAUUUUUCCCCCUUAAGGGGAAGUGUGGAAAUAGAGCCUGCUUGUUCAUUUUCAUUAUUGUACAUUACAUGAUAUCUUUUCGACCAUUAUAUUGUGUUCCCUCAAUGGUGUUUGCUCUGAGGGUGGGACACAAGCCUGUUUAGUGUCUCGUAAAACAUUUACCAAAAGCACUGAGCCAUGGUUUUGAAGGGCAUUCCGUUGCCAGAGUGUGGGAGGAGAGAGCAAGCAGGGAAAGAGAGCGCCAGGUGCUUAGCAGGAUUUGCCUUAAAGGACACGCCAAAAAUUGAACAGAGAAAUCCCAAGGAAGCUGCCUGAAUUCACCUGUAUACUCUCGUUCUGCAUCUUAUAAAGGACCAGACAAAUCACAUUCGUGGUUUUGGUUUCCGCCAGCUGUGGAUGCCUUUGACAUUAUGACCGCAGAGGAUUCCACCGCAGCCAUGAGCAGUGACUCGGCCGCUGGGUCCUCGGCCAAGGUGCCCGAGGGCGUGGCGGGCGCGCCCAACGAGGCAGCACUGCUGGCGCUGAUGGAGCGCACGGGCUACAGCAUGGUGCAGGAGAACGGGCAGCGCAAGUACGGCGGCCCACCGCCCGGCUGGGAGGGCCCGCACCCGCAGCGCGGCUGCGAGGUCUUCGUGGGCAAGAUCCCGCGCGACGUGUACGAGGACGAACUGGUGCCCGUGUUCGAGGCUGUGGGCCGCAUCUACGAGCUGCGCCUCAUGAUGGACUUCGACGGCAAGAACCGCGGCUACGCCUUCGUCAUGUACUGCCACAAGCACGAGGCCAAGCGCGCAGUGCGCGAGCUCAACAACUACGAGAUCCGCCCGGGUCGCCUGCUAGGCGUGUGCUGCAGCGUAGACAACUGCCGCCUCUUCAUCGGCGGGAUCCCCAAGAUGAAGAAGCGCGAGGAGAUCCUGGAGGAGAUCGCCAAGGUCACCGAGGGCGUGCUGGACGUGAUCGUCUACGCCAGCGCGGCCGACAAGAUGAAGAACCGUGGCUUCGCCUUCGUGGAGUACGAGAGCCACCGCGCGGCUGCCAUGGCUCGCCGCAAGCUCAUGCCCGGCCGCAUCCAGCUGUGGGGCCACCAGAUCGCCGUGGACUGGGCCGAGCCCGAGAUCGAUGUGGACGAGGACGUGAUGGAGACGGUGAAGAUCCUCUACGUGCGCAACCUCAUGAUCGAGACCACAGAGGACACCAUCAAGAAGAGCUUCGGCCAGUUCAACCCUGGCUGCGUGGAGCGCGUCAAGAAGAUCCGCGACUACGCCUUCGUGCACUUCACCAGCCGCGAGGAUGCCGUGCACGCCAUGAACAACCUCAACGGCACUGAGCUGGAGGGCUCGUGCCUGGAGGUCACGCUGGCCAAGCCCGUGGACAAGGAGCAGUACUCGCGCUACCAGAAGGCAGCCAGGGGUGGCGGUGCGGCCGAGGCGGCGCAGCAGCCCAGCUACGUGUACUCCUGCGACCCCUACACGCUGGCCUACUACGGCUACCCCUACAACGCGCUCAUCGGGCCCAACAGAGACUACUUCGUGAAAGCAGGCAGCAUAAGAGGCCGAGGGCGAGGUGCAGCUGGCAACAGAGCCCCGGGGCCCCGGGGUUCCUACCUCGGGGGAUAUUCUGCUGGCCGUGGUAUAUAUAGCCGAUAUCAUGAAGGGAAAGGAAAGCAGCAAGAAAAAGGAUAUGAACUUGUGCCGAAUUUGGAAAUCCCUACCGUCAACCCAGUUGCCAUUAAACCUGGUACAGUAGCCAUCCCUGCCAUUGGGGCCCAGUAUUCCAUGUUCCCAGCAGCUCCAGCCCCUAAAAUGAUUGAAGAUGGCAAAAUCCACACAGUGGAGCACAUGAUCAGCCCCAUUGCUGUGCAGCCAGACCCAGCCAGUGCUGCUGCCGCCGCAGCUGCCGCAGCCGCAGCCGCAGCCGCCGUCAUUCCCACCGUGUCGACGCCACCGCCUUUCCAGGGCCGCCCAAUAACUCCAGUAUACACGGUGGCUCCAAAUGUUCAGAGAAUUCCCACUGCCGGAAUCUACGGGGCCAGUUACGUGCCAUUUGCUGCUCCGGCCACAGCCACAAUCGCCACACUACAGAAGAACGCGGCAGCCGCGGCCGCCGUGUAUGGAGGAUACGCAGGCUACAUACCUCAGGCCUUCCCUGCUGCUGCCAUUCAGGUCCCCAUCCCCGACGUCUACCAGACAUACUGAGGCUGGUGACCAGCGCGAAGACAAACCACACGAACACCACUGAAGGAACGCUUGACUAUUUAUGAAGAAGGAACCUGUUGAAUUCGCACAUGCAAUCUGAAAGUGAAGAAUGUUCGCAGAUUUAUUUCUGACAUAUUUUAUAUACAUGAAGUUUUCACUAGUUUUUUAAGACUAUUUUCAACUUAGCAGGCCUGCGUUUAUACAUUUCCAAAAGACUUGUAAUGGUUCGUGCCUUCAUACCAUCUUUUAAAAAUUUGUAUGCUGUACUACAUUUGUAUAGAGGAUUUUGUUGUUGUUUUUUUUUUAAGGAUAUAUUUUCAGUAUGAAGGUUAUUUUCUUAACUUCUGCACUCCAGAGAUUUCUAUUUUGUAGUACCUUCAAUAAUAUAUCAACUAUAUAUUAAAAAAGCACACUUGAGCAGCUAGGGAACUAUUUUGAAAAAUAUAUACAAUAUUUAAAGAUACAAACAGUAGUGCUUAAAAAUACUACAUAAAACAUUAUUUUAAAGGUUAUACUGGAAAGUGCAAUUUUAAAAUGAGUAAAAUCUUUGUAUUUCUGCUGGCAUUAAGGGUUGAUGGUGUUACCAUGUAUCAUCAUGGCGGUACUAUUUUUUAAAAGAAACACUGAAUCUCCCCUUAAGCCAACAUUGAAAAGACUUGCCACACUUCUGAGUCCAAACACUGGAAAGCUCUCCUUUGCCACCAUUAGCGGGGCUCAUUCUCCAUGUGCCUUAACCUUACACAUGCCCCCACUAUCCCAUCUCUCACCCUGUCCCCUCCUCCCCAAAUUCCCAGUCCCUCCACAAUGUUUGGCCAGCCUAGGACUGAUGAAUAGCUCUGAAAGAGAGAGGAGCUGGUGGCUUUUAUACUUCUUCCUGGGUUUUUGUUGGGGUUUGUUGUUUCGUUGUAUGUUUUUUGUUUUGUUUUGUUUUGGUUGGGGAAGUAUUAUCUUCUAUGUGUGCUAUUUUCAGCAGCAGAGUAAGUACAAGGUUUUAAUCGAGCUGCAUUAGACACCUUUGCCUAGCUAUUUAAUUGCCCAAUAUAAAACUUUAAUGCCAUUUCUAAUGCUUUUAUUCAUUUUUGAAGUAUGAGUUUGUAGGGACAAAGAAUGUAUGUUAUCAUAGACAAGACCCCCAGAGACUCUUGUCAGCAGAAAGUUAUGCUUCUAGUUGCCUUACCAUGUUUCAUGCAAAACUGUCCGUGGUCCUCAAGGGUGUUGGAAACAUUUUGUUUAUUAAAUCUCUCUUCCCUUGCUGUGCACUUGAUGGGUGAACUGAAUUGGGGUGUGCACAUCCAGGAGGAGGAGGAGAGACCUGUAGAAGUUUAAAGAUAGUUUGUAAAUAUCUUCUAAUGCUUGUUUUUAGUCCUUUUAUGUUGCAGAAGUUCAUGGUAUGUAGUUUAAUGCAAAAUGAAACCAUUUUAUUUCAAUGUUAUUAAAAAGGUUUGUUUUAUUAGGAAGUUAAUGUAUUGUUGCAGUGUUUUGUGCCUGUUUAAAGGCUUUUGUUUAGCAGAGUGAAUGUAAAAUACAGUAAAAUGUUAAGAUUGUCAUCUACUUUAAAAAUAUGUAUAUCAACUUGGAAUUGUUUUUUAAAGGCUCAAUCAAGGAAGUGAGGUGUGCAAUAAGGUAGCAAGUACACAGUUGCGUUUUUAUGUCAUAUUAGAGAUCCAUACAAUCUUUCCACCAUGGGAUUUUUGUUGAUGGCUGAAUUCUUGUGGAUUCAUAAGAGGAUCAUGCCCUUAGCAAGUACUUUUGUUUUGUUUUAAAUUAAGAGAUUCCCAAAUGCCUUUUCCCCCCUCAUCUUGAGACGAGAUGAGUUUUUAUGUGUAAGCAAUAUUUAUUUAACUAUUCUAUAAAAUUAUUGAGUGCCUCCUGAGGCCUUUAAGCACCCCUAACAUUCCUUUCCAUCAUUCUUUUAAAUGACAUAAAGUAAUUGUGCAAUGUUCCUGAUGAUGUACCCCGCAAGCUGCAUUGAAACUCAAAUCUCUUGGAAUGAGUGACUCAACAAAAUGUAAUUUGAAUCAGAUCCUCAUCCCUUGACUAUGUGAAAAAAGUACUCUCCUUCUAGUGAAGGAUUGUCACAGAGUUUCACUGGAUGAAACCGUGACCCAGUGUUCUUACUGUAUUUUACGUAUGCCUGUAAAUUAUUUGUGAAGAAGAAGAAGAAGAGGAGAAGGAGGAGGAAGAGGAAGAGGAGGAAGGGGAAGAGAAAGGAAGGAAGGAAGGAAGGAAGGAAGGAAGGAAGGAAGGAAAGAAAAGAAAAAAAACAAUGAUACCUUAACAUGGCAACCACCAAACUCCCUUAAAAACAAAUGUUGGUGACAUAGCUAGUUAAGUAUCAGUGAGCCUCCAAUCUGGGACUUACCUGUUCCUAUUGUUUCAAAACCAUUUCACGUACACUACUGAGAUAAGUUUAUAACUUGAAAUGUGAACUUUUUUUUUUUUUUUUAGUGUUAAGAACAAACUAUAUAAAUGUAAAAAAAAAGUUUUAGAGUUCUGUUUUCAAACAUUGCUAGUGGUUUAGUUAACUUUAGCUGCUUUAUAUUUGAAAAGCUUUUAUUUAGAUCUUGCUCCAUUUACAGUACAUUCUUAGGAUGUAUGUAGUAAAUAAAGCUUUCUUUAAAGCAA